CUGCGCCCCCCUCUCUCUCUCUCUCUCUCUCUCUCUCUAUCUAUCUAUCUUUCGUUUUCUCUCUUUCUCUAUCCUGGAUCUUCUUGUGAGCACGACGAAGGUGGAAAAGUGUCACGAACCAGCGGAAGUGACAGAACGACCGAUCCCCCUCGGCGUCAAGGUCGUGGAAUGACGAAUAAGACUAUCCCGAGCGGAGAGCAGGAGCAAGGCCGAGGGUGACAGAGACAGUGUGAUGAGCGGAUACCUCGGUAGCAUCACCCUGCCCCCGACGUUGCUGCGCGAUCCCAAGUAUCCUCCAGCCAUGCGGGAGAAGGACUCGAGCCCGAGGAAGAUGCCGGGCCACAUAAGCCCGAAGCAAGCCAGCAUUUAUCCCUUGAGCGUCCGCGUGCCGGACGUCGAGGAGCUGCCGUACGACCUCAGCCACGGCCACGGUCGCGGCAUGUCGAGCCCGACGAAUCAACAACAGCAGCAGCCGCACAUGAGCCCCGCGGCCAGACCACCGCAACCUCAUCAGCAAGACGAGCUCGACUGCGAGCCGCUCGAUCUCCGCGUCGAUCACAAGAAGGAGCGGCUCAGGGACGAGAAUCAGAACGAGAUCGAAGUGCUGAACCAAAACAGCCUAGGCGGCAGUCUGCCGUAUCACACGGUGCUCUUUCCCCAGCCUCACGCGAUGCACCCGUUGAUGCUGGAGGCGAUGUAUCGGUCACAUCAUCACGGCUCGUCGGUGCCCGAUCUGCCAAAGAUCCAAGUCAGAGCGUUGCCGACGAUGGUGCCGCUGCCGUCCAACAGAUUCUCCUCGACGACCUCGUCGACCACCUCGCCCUCGUCGUCGCAGCCGAGCGUGAGGGCCGUCAGUCCGAUCGGCGGUCAACAGUCGCAGCAUCCGCAACCAAAUCACCCGUCGCAGCAGCAGCAACAGCAGCAGCAGCAGCAGCAGCAGCAGCAGCAGCAGCAUCAGCACCAGCACCAGCACCAACACCAGCAGCAGCAGCAGCAGCAGCAGCAGCAGCAAUCGCAGCAACAACAAUCGCAGCAGCAGCAACAGCAGCAGCAGCAGCAGCAGCAGCAGCAGCAGCCGCAACAGCAAGGCUCGAGUCUGCCGCCGUAUUCGAUCAGCGUGCAGGCCGGCCUCAAGCCCAAGGACAGAUACUCGUGCAAAUUCUGCGGUAAGGUCUUCCCCAGAUCGGCGAACCUGACGAGACACCUGAGGACGCAUACCGGCGAGCAACCGUACAAGUGCAAGUACUGCGAGAGGAGCUUCAGCAUCUCCAGUAACCUGCAACGUCACGUGAGGAACAUCCACAACAAGGAGAAGCCGUUCAAGUGCCCGCUCUGCGAGAGAUGCUUCGGCCAGCAGACCAAUCUGGACAGACACCUGAAGAAGCACGACGCGGACGGACCGACGAUACUGGACGAGGUAAGAUCGAGGUAUCAUGGUCAGCUGCCGAAGGCCGACGAGUCCUACUUCGAGGAGAUUCGCAGCUUCAUGGGGAAGAUCACAUCGCAGCGGCAGGGGAUAUCGUACUUCCCGAGUCUGCUCGGUCACGCCACCGACGAUUACAGAAACGACAAACAGCAGCUGCAGCUGGAGGAGAAGCGGGACCUGUCGUACUUCAGCGACCGGGAUAACCUCAGUUCGAGGUCGAGCGGCACGACCAGCAGGCCGGAGAGCGUCCAGGAGGAACAGAGGGAAACGAAUUCGCCGCCGCUCUCGCCGGGCAACAACACCUGAGUCCUGGCACCCGGAGUCAUUAGCAUGGUAACCCGUUAUCAGCAUGCGACUGCUUCACGGUCGAGAAAGAGAGACGUUUCGCCGAUUCGUUAAAGUGCGGUGGAGUCCGGGGAACGAGAGAAAGGAAGAGAAGGAGAGCGAGACGCGCGGGCCGUUCGAGCCGUUGGGAUCGAACGAGAGCGAAAGUCUCGGGAGGGUUAUAAAUUUCCGGCCGAACGAGCGACUCCACGACACAGCAACGGCACCGCCACGAGGAACUGCUAUCACUCGUGGCGAUCCUAGAUUAAUCCGAAACUAUUAGAGUGCACGAGAUAAAUUAUCCUGCGUAGAAAUUCCUUCCCGCGAGCCGAGAGAGCGUCAAAGAGACGCCGACGGAAUCUGAGAAGACGAAAAAGCGAGAGCGAUCUAUUAAUGAAGGUAGAUCUGACUCGAGAGAUCGGCGGUGAAUCAUUUGCUCAAGACACGACGAGCGAUACGUAGUCGGAUCAUCGUUUUCUAUAUGCUAGCUUUUAACGAUCCACAAACUCGGAAACGAACUCAUCGGGCGACGUAGCCGACGAGAGGAGAGAGACGGCUUCUCAGACGGCGGACCUCCAGUCCGCUCAGUGAGGAAACGCUCGGAAUUAAAUUGGCACGCGGUGCCCUGAAGAAACAUGUGCCUAACUUCUAGGACGCAUCGUCCUUCGAUCCUGAAGAAUACGAUCCGAUCGGGUCGAUAUACGAAGAGCCUUAAUUAAGUUAGUUAAACGAGAUAAAUUAAUCUAUCUCUUAUACGCGCUAGAUACCGCACUAGAUAAUUCUAGAGUUAAACGCGUGCGCUUGAGCGAGUCGGAAAAGUCAUUGAGAAGUCGAGGCAAAGUCGAAAGUCGCAAUCUACGAGCCAAUCUGCGAAGAAACAAUGAAGAAGUCUAGCGGAAUUCCGAUCCCGGGCGAGAAGCUACGAGCGAUGCGAGAUGUCUUGAUGAUGAUUUGUAAAAUUAUCUCUCAGCUGCCGCGCGUAUUUUCCCUCUAUGUUUGCAAAGUUCCAUAACAACGACGAGGAACAUUCUUUCGAUCUUAACUUCGCAGCUCGGGCCGUAGAAUUCCAACGGCCCAUACGGUAUGUACAAAGUACAAUCCAUUUACGUUUGCAGGCUGUCGCAAUCCUCUUACUUACACACCGAAAAUUAUUGUAAUUACCCGCGAAUUCGCAUCCGCAUCGGAUUUCUCUCGCGUAAACUCGAAUCGCUACGACAUAAAAUGUUAAACUUUCGAUAUUGGGCAAAAACAGAAACUGCACCGAACGGUCAAUAUAAUUCGCAAAUGCACUGAGAAAGUUCCGAAAGAGCGAUAUCGUUCUGAAACUUGCGGCGUUGAAUCGGCGCGCCGCCGAUUGCGGCAUAACGCAUGACUAAUUCGCGGAGAAGAAAGGCCAGCAUGGGAAUAAAAAAAGAAGCGCCGACGCUGCGUAAUUAAGGCCGUCGCGAUCCUUUCGAUCGUCCCUGCACUUUUCCACCUUUCACGACGCAUUCCUCUCGCGCGGCAGGGAUCAGCUCGAAGUUGCAGAAGUCCGAUUUCGAGAUCGACGCGGCGCGAAGUACCGCCCGAAGAAGUGCCGCGUGCGACACAGACAAAGUCCUUGUGCCAAGAUAGCAGCAAUUAACGUUCUAAACGUUCGAGUGAAAUAUGAAAAAUCACACGGCGAUUAUCAAAUAAAUUUCGCAACACCGAUCGCGAUUUAUCGCAUCUUUUCUGUCGGCGUGUCACGAAAAAUCCAGCCGCUAAUAUUCAUCAACUUAUCAAAUGUAAUUUUUUCGCGUCACAUAUUGUCGCGUGUCGAGUACUCGAAGAGUACUCGAGUACACAUUCAAGUCACAGCUGGCUCGGUACUGAAAGCGGUAAGAUACUCGCGCAAACGCCGUGGCCUCACCGCCGAGGAAGAGGUUCGCGACCCGGCGCGGCGAGACGGACGAAAAAGUCCUUCGUGGAAGGAAAAGUCGUGGCGAGAAGGCGCGGGACGAUUCGUAGCGGCUGAUGGGCGACCGCUCGAUUUUACGACCUAGAAAGUGAAUUUCAGCACCCGGCCCCAACUCGAGCAACUCGGGCGCCUUCGGACGUAAUCCGCGGAUCGCGGAUCACUCGGGCUCGUCGGGCCCAAUGAUCCGCUGAGGCGGCCGAUAAUAAAAUAGCGUUUAGAAAUCGAUGGGCGGAUCCGCGAACGCGCCUGUAUUGCCGUUGCCAGUCAGCCGCGCGUUGGGAAAUCGGAACUGACGGAAGAGCUCGGAAAGUUCGUCGCACUCUGCGCGCCUCGGAUCGUUAAGUUUUUAAUCGGGGAAGCGGUGACGCGUCGCGGGGCCGCGGCCGCACCGUGAAUGAUCGCCGCGAAAUGAAAACGUCGAUGCCUGUAGCAACGUUCUCCGGCAUUCUUGCGACCGCGAGAACGUUCGUCUUGGAACGCAAAAUCGGAGGUCGGAGCGUUUGUGGCAUUGUGUGUGUGUGUGUGUGUGUGUGUGUACUACACGUUCACUUCGUGUUCGAUCGAAAUUCGUCAAUCGGAGAUUUUCCUCGAGAACGUGGGACAAUGAAAAUUCGCACUCGUUGGAUUCUUUCUAAUUGAUCCGCAGUCUGAAUGGCAAUUUCGCAAACUGACAGAAGACCCUCCUAUAAAAGUCUGGCCGUUCUGCAGAAGAAACGGAAGGGAGACCAAGUGGAAGCUGUUUCUCCGCGUCUGAAACCAGUUCAUAGCGGGAAAAAAGAAGCAGCCGCGCGCGUCCUGCGUGAUUAUUAAUAUCCCAUUACCGUGGCGAGCCGCGAGAGAGUCAAUUAUCGCGAAACAGCGGCGCGACGCGAUCCGGAUCUAAACCGCUGGGCUUCGCGAGUUGAUCUCCAAUUUGGAAUUAAUCCGUCCGCUCGGAAAUGAAGUAACGGUCUAACGAUAUUAGCCCCCCCCCCCCCACCCCGUCACGAUUUAUCGAUAUUACGACCGCGUUUUACCGACCCGCCCAAUAUGCGUCAGACGUCGGAUUCUGGAAAAGCAUUACGAAGGACAAGUGUGUGUUGCGCCGUCGCAGGAACUCGCGGAACUCGCGGAAAUCUCUCGCGUCUGCAGUAGCGUCGAUCAAUCUCAUCACGCGGCCCCUUCGCUCGCGUUUGGCAAACGAACGCGGCGAGGCGAGGCGAGGCGAGGCGGAGGCGUUCGAGGAGCGCACAGCCAGGACGAUCCGCUUCACACGAUGCGCUGCUCGGCGGCAUUCGUUGCAGCUAACGCAUCGGAAAGCGAUAUCCGCCGAUUCAGCGCGUUCGCGGGGCCGCAAAAGGCCGCAAAAACGGCAGGCGAACGGUUAUCAUGCCGGCCGGCGCGAAGGCAAAUGGUGCGAAAUCUCCCGCGAGGAGAUUUCCCAUCAACGGAAGACGUCUACGACGGCGAAGAAAGGACUCGCGAUCGGAAGCGGCGCGGCGCGGCGCGGCGCGGCGCGGAGCGGCGGAGCGAGCGCGCGAACGGAAUCUGCGGCGUGGAAAAGCUGCGUGCUUCCUGCCGGCGAUGAUCGGCAAGAAGAGGCGAGUAAACGAGCGGGGUACCUUGGUGAACGUACCGCGGGCAAUCCCACACGGAUGAUGAUAUAUCCCCUCGUUUCCUGCGGACGGUCGCUCAAGAGCGUACCUUGGGCGAAACGAUGUAAUCGUCUUCCGCUCCUUAAGUCAGGUGCAAAUUUAUCGGCACUUUCUAGCGAGCGUUCGAUACGCGGCCCGGCGCACCGCAGGUGCAGAUUCCUCCGGGGUGGAUCGGUUGACCUUGAGAUUAACCCGAUCGACGCGACUCGUGCUAGCGAGCGGAUCGCAACGCGGGGGUCAGAGACAUAACGGAGCAUAAACUCGGGCAACCGAUUGAUCGCCGGUAAACGAUCGAUGGAUCGCGCGUACGCGGUGAACAGAAGUGAGCUUUAAAGUCUCCUUACGUCGACGUCGCGGGAUCUCGCGUGGAGGAUAGUACGUGUCGCGCGGGAAAAGUCGCGUGCUCGCAGGAUCCCCCCCCCCUCGCACGUGCAUGCAGGCAAGGAUAUUUUGCAUACGCUAAGAGCUCCCCUCGCUCGUAUAUACCGCCAUCGCAUGCGCGGCGAGUCUUGCACCUGCGGAAAAUUGAUACGUGCAAGCUCCGCUAAAUCACAGUGCUAAAUUGGAAAGGUGAUGGCUCGGCCAGUGGCAGAUGCGUGCAUCCUGGCGCCUCGGGGCCUUAUCGUUUUACGGAGUCUCUUAUUGAUGUUUCUUCUUCGCACACUUCUUCCCUGCGUAAUCUUUGCGCACUCCCCCCUUUCCGCUAAUGAUAAAGUGCGCGUCUCGUCUCUCAUAACUGACUAUCUUUUUCUAUCUCUAUUUUUUCACUUUUCUCUCCGAUUUUUUUAUUAAGUGUAUUCGAAUUGAAGAGAAAAUGUAAAAAAUGUGUCAAAGUGCCUCUGGAGUCGCGACGCGAUUCAAGUGAAACCUCGCGGAUCUCGCGAAUCCAAAACGCGAAAUUAGCGGAAUACAUUGGACGACUUGGGCAGUCCUUGCGGACAUUUUCGGUGAAAAUCGCGCGCGCGCGCACGCACGCACGCACACGUGCGUGUUUCUCGUUCGUUGGAAUCGGAGUCCCGGGUUACUUUCGUCGGGUGGAAUAAUCCCGCGACACGCGAUAGCACUAUUACAAGCGCGCUCGGUUUCCUCGAGUUCUCCGGAACGCGCUUGAAAAUCCCGACCGACGCGUCUUAAAAACGGACUAAUCGCUUCCCGGCACUGAUCUUCGGGCGCUAGUUUACCGCGCUUUCUAGAUCGUGCCUGACACCGUCGGAGCGGAAAACAAAUAACAAGUCCAGUUUCGUGACUGAAAGUGUUAUCUCGCGCGCGAGCCCGAUUAAUUACGCGUCUUUUGCGUUUACGCAGCCGGCGAUAAUGGCGACGUAAAUAAGCGUUCCAUUCGGACUGCUUGGUCGAUUCGCGACGCAUCCGCUCCAGCAGCGAUACGUCACGCUGUCACCGAGAUAAAACACGAGAUAAAAUAUAUGAGCGACAGCGCGGAAGUCGUCGUAUAUAAAACUUUAGCGAUAUCGCAGAUGCCCCGUCGUCCGUUUCAUCUUCAAUCUCACUCGGUUGCUCGCGUCGUUAUCAGGCGAGACCAGCGAGUAAUAUUCCGGCGGGACCAAUUACCUGUAACAUCUAUCAGCGGCGUGGGAAAUCGAUCCCGCUGCGAAAUUAUACCGGUCUCGAUCGCUGCGUGAAAAUCGCUCCUCCGUGUUCGCGCGCGCGUCAGUGAUAAUGAAAAUGUGACAAUCAACGUGAGCACGAUAAUACGCACCGUGCAUUAUUCCCGACACCCCGGACUGCGCGUUCUCGCUCCUGGCAUUACAUACGUAUUUUAUCGGGACUCGAUACGACUGUCGUAAAUAGCAGUAGAUUAAUUUAACGAUGACGCAGUUAUCGCGAGCCCGUCCGAUUACGACGGCAAUUUCCCGCAACCCGACGAACCGUCGCCGCGCGCCGGGUUCGCUCACCGUGAAAACGAUUUAAUCCUUCCUGCCGGUAUGAUAUUGGGUGCAAAUUUAUCGGCACUUUCUAAGCCGUGCGCGCGCGCGCGUUUGCUCGCUCGCUCGUGCGCGCGCGCGAAGGUGGUGUACAGGUGCAAAUCCGACCUUGAUUAACCCGAUCAGUGAUUCGUAACACUGUAACGAGAGCCUGUCCGGCUUGCAGAGGAUGACGUGAGCUACGAGUAGCUCAAGGUGCUGCCGAGGCUGAAGAUCGCUGCGCGUCUGUCGGACUUUUCCACGCCCUUUUCGUUUCAUCGCGGAGGGCGGACGGCUGGAAAAGCCGCUUUCUACGGCGCGCGCGCGCGCGCGGAUGCAAAUGCGCGGAAAGAUCGCGCCGCGCGAUAUCGCCGACAAUGACUCGUAAACCGCAACAUUUUAAACGUAGAUCGCUUCCCCGGAGCGAUCCACUUUUGCUAUACGCGCGGCUCUCCGCCCGAAGGAAGGAUCUAAUAAAUAUCUAGCGGAUUGUUAUUUGAAUCGCCGCGCGGAAAGAACGAGAUGCCGCCGCCGUGCGCCGAGAACGACGUCGACGACAUGCCGCGCCGCGCCGCGCCGCGCCGGGAAGAAUUUAAUCGCUGGCUGCGGAUCAAAAUUAUUGCGCUUUCUAAACGAUAAUACCUACGCAACGCGGGUGCUUUCAAGAUAGGAGCAAGAUUUGCGCGCGCGCGCGCGUGUUCGCGUCUUGGCCUCCAUGGUUGGUUAGCGAAGGUCGAAGAACUCGCGCGCGCAGUCAUAAAAUGCCGGUGUAAUUGUACAUGUAUAAAUUGCGCAGAUCCUGUGUACUUAAUAUUGCGAUAUUCCCAUGGAAACGUUCGAAAGUACCGAUCGCGUCGCCGUCUCUCGUGUCUUUUUUGUUGGCUCAUCUUCUCCGCUCCGCCGCGCCGCGCGCGGAGGACGACGCGCGCUCGUUCUCUCGCGGUCCUACCGUCCAAUUCUUCAUUUUACUCUUAUUAUCGUCGUUUCGUAACGCGGCCUUGCGAACGCGCGCGGUGACUAAGCCCGCACAAUGCAGAUCUCAGGUGAAGCCUCGAGAGGAUGGCGCGCGGACCCUGUUUUUCUCCUUCACACGUGUACGAUCGCAGCCGAUGGCCUCGGACCUCUCUUGCGUUACACUUUUGCCACGCCCCGAUCGAACGGGUAAGCUCAUCGCGAAAGUGAAACGCAAUAAAGGAGCCACGCCGAGCGAGAGUCUCGAGCAGAGAGCGCGAAGGCGGAAGAGAGAAAGAGAGAGAGACGGGCUUGUCGAGACCGAGAAAAAGGGAGAAGGAGACAGGGAGGGAGAGAGAGAGAGAGGAAGAGAGUGAGAGCGAGAGAGAGAGAGAGAGAGAGAGAGAGAGAUCCUAUCGAUCGGAACCUCGAGGCCUGGAAAUCGGUUUCCUCGCAGCAUCCCGCGAUCGUCGGCCAGCGCAGGUAGAUACGCUCGAUUCGAAUUUUCUCUCGAAACACGCGCCUUCGAUAAGCGCGAGAUUCAAUGAACCAAGACGCCGGAUGUUCCGCGGAUACGAAAAUCAGUGUUCCCGUGAUUAACUUAAGAAUGCAACGCGCCAUGAUUUUUUUGUUCUCCGCGAAAGCCAAGGAAAUUAUGAUAAGAAGGUCCGAUAAACGGGAAACGAAAGAAACUCUCUAGCGACCGAUCGUCGUCUCUCACAAACUGCUCCCGCGUGCUAAGAGAGUCGCAGCGAGUACGCUUACGAUUCUUCUCUCGAUUAUAGUACAAACUUACACGUAUCUCUUCAGCAGAUCUCGCGUAUGACUGUGUCGAUAUUAAGCGCGCGUACGAGGCGCGUUUCGAAAGGAGCCGCGCCUCGCUAACGAACCCCGGCGAAUUCGGAAGCAGAGCGUUUCGCAAAAGGCGGCGACUCGCCGCGAAGGCGCGUCGGCGAUUGCGCAAAAUUCGUACCAUUUGCGAAUCUAAACCCGGCAGACUUUUCAACCAGUUUCCUGCAAAACCAGCUCGGCUCGUUCGGUGCCGCGCUGCGUCUAUCCGCGAAAUUGCGUCAGGUACUCGCGACCCGAGCGACAUACCGACUCGCACCUUACGAUCUCAUCUCACGGCUUCUCCCGCUUCAGUUCGCGAUUCUCAGUGCGUGAUUUCACGUGUGUAUGUGUGUGUGUGUGUGUGUGUGUGUGUGUGUGUGUUUCAUGCGUGUCAGCAGCGGUCGCGCGACGCUCUCGGGCUUUCGUUCGUCCGCCGAAUUGCGACAGCCGGCAAGCGAGAAUCAAAAGAAAAGUGCGGCUGCGGAAAACUGCGGCAGUCAUUUCGGCCGCCGCGCCGUUGGUAAACUCGUAGCGUUCGUUUGAGCGUGCGUCGUGCUGUGCCGCGGUGCUCGUCAGCACGCGAGCCUUUUAUGUUACCUUCCAGUCGUGAAUCAUAAAUUCCGACGACUACAUGUUACAAUAAAAUGCGUAUUGAAGCAACGACCGUAAAUACUAGGAAUAGUACGUACGACACUCGCGGCCUGUGUAACGCGAAUCGCACGUGCCCGACAUGUAUACAUCUCUUAGCUGUUAGAAUUCGUUUGUAUAUCGAGGCUCAAUCUUAUAGUUAGACGAAAUCUCGCAAAGAGAGUGCCACCGCAAUGAGCGUAAUUCAAGCUCACUCUCCUCCCCCCCCCCUCUCUCUCUCUCUCUCUCUCUCUCUCUCUCUCUCUCUCUCUCUCUCUCUACCCUUUUCCCUCUCUUUUCAUCUCUCCCUUUCUGGAGCGUUCCGAAUUUCCAAACAUGAGAUUAUUUUGUAACGACGAUCGCGCCUCAUCACAUCGGCAUCGCACGCUCAUAUUAUUGCACAUGUAAAUUCAUUAGAGAUCAUUCACAUUUGUCGACAACGCUCGUGGAUGUGGUCUCGACGAUAGAUGUUGCUCUCGAGGUGCGACAUCCCCGAGCGGACACGCGUAAACGUCGCAUCGUAUUAAAUAUAAGGAAGCACACAUAUCUCGCGAUAUGUGGAGCAAAAUCGACGAUUGUGCGCUAGCCCGACGUGGCGACUUACUUCGAUCAACUCGGUAAGACCGGCUUAAAUCUGUAUUUUAGUUACGAGGCCCCCGUGAGUCAGGGGCUCGCAUCCGUCGUAAAGCACUUCUCUCUCUCCCUUCUCUCUCUCUCUCUCUCUCUCUCUCUCUCUCUCUCUCUCUCUCUCUCUCUCUCAGGCCUUACCGCGAUCUCGAUCGUCGCCAACGUCGAAUUCUAACGGAGCUAAUCGAUCCGAUUCGCACGAGUGUUCGUACCACCCUCCUGUAAUUAUAUAUAGUCAACACCGCACGCGGUAUGUACUAAGUAACAAAAAGAAGCAAUUUGUAAAAAGAGCUCUCUAAUUUUUAUAUGAGAUAUAAAUAUACGAUAUGAAUAUGCAUAGCUAAUAUAUAUACGUACAGAUAGAGAUAUAAAUCGUACCACCCACGAAUGUGAUUUGACCGAGGUUACCGUGUUAUACGUACUUACUAUUAGCCACGGAAACGGCGCCGUGUGCCGAGGAAGCUAUAAAGCGCUCGUUACCUUUAGAACAAGUAGUUUUUUAAGGGACACACGCGUACACACACUGACACACGCAGUAACAUGCAUCACACACACACACACGUACACGACAGUUUUCAAGCUCAGUUCAAUCCCACAGAUUCUUACGUUUAUAGUCAAAUAUAAAGAGCAUAACAAGCGCCGAGCGCUUCAAGCGGACGAACGAUCGUAGUAUUGUUUGAUGCUGUUACAAAGACGCGCGAUGUGUUAUUUGUGUUGAUGUAUAAAACUGGACUCGCGUUACGUUUCGAAUGUAUUCUGUGCGAAUAAAAUACGACGCUUCCGUCUAAUAAAAUCUCAGUGGUUCACCGGAGCAAUGACUGAAAAUUCUUCGUGUCGCGAAGAUCACAUUUCAUUGUGCGAAGCCCUUCAUUCACGCGGACCUAAUUGUAAAUAUCUCAAUUAUUUAUUCUUCUUCCUUCUCAAUUUUAAUUAUUUAUCUUGUCAGAAUUCAAUGUGAUAUCCUGAUGCGAUAGGAGAAAAGCAAAUUGUGACGUUCUAGUGAUUCUGGGAAGGAUAACUACGAAUCUUCCUUGAGAAAGGAAGCGGUUUCCACACA
This is a messenger RNA of Harpegnathos saltator (Jerdon's jumping ant), 11338 nucleotides long. Its product is annotated as zinc finger protein sens. NCBI's taxonomy places the organism in Eukaryota, Metazoa, Arthropoda, Insecta, Hymenoptera, Formicidae. Gene Ontology annotation, cellular component: nucleus. Gene Ontology annotation, biological process: regulation of transcription by RNA polymerase II; embryonic pattern specification; embryonic hindgut morphogenesis. The record is from RefSeq and is a predicted model, not a curated record. The transcript has 2 exons. Gene Ontology annotation, molecular function: RNA polymerase II transcription regulatory region sequence-specific DNA binding; DNA-binding transcription factor activity, RNA polymerase II-specific. Bases 233 to 1732 code for a protein of 499 amino acids.